AACAAAACAAACGAGCGGAUCACAAUAAAAUAUAAACUAAAUGCGCUGGAAGCUUCAGUUUGUUUUAUUCGCUAUAAUUCAAAUAGUGAGGUCCCAGAAUGGAGAAGAUUCGGAUUCAGAUACGGAAGUGGAAAUGGAUUCCGAGGUAGAAUCGGGCCAGUUUUUUAGCCAUUUGUACAAGAGCAACUUGCAACAGUUGGUGAAAAUUAAGAAUGACUCAAUGGAUCCGUGUGAUGACUUCUAUGCACAUGCUUGUGGAAACUUCGAUCAAACGAAGGAGGAAAAUUCCGAUGAUUUUCUUCCACCCUAUCUGUAUAACAAACAGGACAGAAUGAACUUCUUCACAGCUGAGGUUGGAAAUUUUGAAACUAUACCAGGACGAUUGAUUUCUCAACUUUAUACGGAAUGCCGAAAGAGGGAAGAACGAAAUGUUUUCACCCCUACUCGAUUGACUUCUCACUGGGAACGUAUGCUCGAUGAGAUCCCAUUCCUGGCCAGGCAUAAAGAGGUGCUCUCUUCCUGGCCUUUCCUUAAACAUCAAUGGGAGCGAAGGCGCCUUUAUGGGCAGCUGAAUUGGAUAGUUCUGUCAGCACAACUGGCAGCCCAUGGCCUACCCACUUUACUUCAUAUCUACUUUGCCUUGGAUACGAUUUAUGUGAGUCCCAUGGAGGAGCUGCCCUGUCCUAGUAUCGCGGACUUUCAAUCUAGCCUGUCUGAUGUCUUGGAAGGUAGACAUCAUCAAGUAUCCCGUAUAAUAUCACAUGAGAUGAGGGUUCUGUGUCGCGAAAUGAGAGGAGAACUUCCGCUCGUAAGAAGUUUGAGCCAGAAUACCAGAACCAACACCUCCAGACCAGGUGAAGAACAGCUUCUUCUGGAUGAAAACACCAUGGAUUAUUUUCAGCAGUAUUUUGCCGCACUUAACUUCUCCGAGGAACGGCUGGUGGGAGCACGCAAGUUUCCUCUCGAUGUCGAGAAGAUCACUCAAGCCUGGGAAGUUCUCAGACAUACGGAAACUCGCAUAGUGUACAACUAUGUGAUGUGGCAGGCCAGGGAGCAGCUUCGAUAUCCGGACUGCUAUAGGGUAUCUGAGGAAUUCGAGAGACUACUGCACGCUGAAUACUGGCAAUGGCAUGUUUUGAGACGCCAUCUGAGCAGGGAAGUCGCUCUGGCAUCAUAUCAACUUCAUACCACUCGCUUCCAAAAACUAAGGAGAUCCAAGUUGUCCAGAAGAGAUUGGUAUGGGCACCUGUGGCCAGCUUCUGUGGAGAAGAAGGAGCUUCAGGUGGCACGCAUCCUCCAAAAUCAUGCAGAAAACUAUCUGAAUAUAACUGAACUAAAUGAAAACUACGAAGGAUUGAAAUUGGAAAAGAACUCCUUUUAUGCAAAUCUUCUGAUCCUUAGACGGGCUCAACUGCGCCAUAGUUUCGUAUCGCCUUAUGUGGACGAGGAAGAUGUAAAUCAGCCAGCAUAUUUCUUGAGGCACUUCCUUCACUUUGUACUGCUUUCCUUGCACCGCCCUACUUAUCACUAUUAUGCCACACACGGCUUGGAACUUUGGAGGGAGUCCCGACUUCUCUUGGAUACCGAUGGCCACUAUACCGCCAUGGAUUGCCUAGAACGGCAAUCAUUCCAACACUACGAUGCAAAAUUGGCUCCAAUUUACAGACCACUUGGUUCGCACGAGAUCGCCGAGAUCUUCCAGUUUUAUCGCUCUUUUCAGUAUUCCCUCACGGACUAUCACUUUUGGCUUCAGGGUGAAAGGUUCGCCUUUGCCGAGACCUUUGUGCUGGACUACUUCGGAUUGAAUCCACACAGGGUACUCUUCUAUGCGGUGGCCCAGCAGUUAUGUAACCGCCAAACGGAGAUAUUUGCUGCCCAAUUGAAUAGGGGCUAUAUGAAUCUUCCCGAGUUCCAGGAGGCUUUCAAGUGCGGAGCCGAAAAGGCCAUGAAUCCCCCAUCCAGAUGCAUGAUCAACAUGUGUGAAAGGCCACAUACUUGAUGUUUUCAACUUUAAAAUUUUAAUUUAAAAUCAUUUUAAUGAAGAUAUGUUAGAGAUAAAAAAUAAAAUGUAUUGUUAUAUUUACCUAGUCAUUGGAAAUAUACUUGUUAUCAACAUUCACUAU
Molecule: messenger RNA, 2123 nt
Organism: Drosophila melanogaster (fruit fly)
Lineage: Eukaryota; Metazoa; Arthropoda; Insecta; Diptera; Drosophilidae
Gene: Nepl9
Product: Neprilysin-like 9
Exons: 1
Coding region: 41-1999 (652 amino acids)
Biological process (GO): proteolysis
Source: RefSeq, marked reviewed